AUGGCUCGUAAGAACGUUUGCGUGGCUCCUAAGAAGGGAUACGAGGCUCGCAAGAAGGGAUACGAGGCUCGCAAGAAGGGAUACGAGGCUCGCAAGAAGGGAUACGAGGCUCGCAAGAAGGGAUACGAGGCUCGCAAGAAGGGAUACGAGGCUCGCAAGGACGGAUACGAGGCUCGUAAGGACGGAUACGAGGCACGUAAGGAUGGAUGCGAGGCUCGUAUGAACGGAUACGAGGCACGAAACGACACCAUGGACGCGAGCCAGUCUCCACUGCCAUCAGAGCUUUUAACGAGCCCGCUGUUCCAAACGCGUCAGCGGUCUCUUUCAUCAGAGCCGCUGGACCUCGUUACAACGGAAGGCAGCGAAACACCGUCUACUACCGACGCCAAGUGUCACCGAAAAGACUGCACGCCGAACGGGUGA
Messenger RNA from Dermacentor silvarum, 423 nucleotides. RefSeq lists its product as uncharacterized. Bases 1 to 423 code for a protein of 140 amino acids. The record is from RefSeq and is a predicted model, not a curated record. The transcript has 2 exons. NCBI's taxonomy places the organism in Eukaryota, Metazoa, Arthropoda, Arachnida, Ixodida, Ixodidae.